Molecule: messenger RNA, 3680 nt
Organism: Micropterus dolomieu (smallmouth bass)
Lineage: Eukaryota; Metazoa; Chordata; Actinopteri; Centrarchiformes; Centrarchidae
Gene: tomt
Product: transmembrane O-methyltransferase
Exons: 4
Coding region: 1104-1925 (273 amino acids)
Biological process (GO): catecholamine catabolic process; developmental process; dopamine metabolic process
Molecular function (GO): catechol O-methyltransferase activity
Source: RefSeq, a predicted model, not a curated record
UAAUAGCCAUUCUUUUAUUCUAAAAUCUACCUUACAAGGAUGUUUUCUUUUUCUGCAUUAAUUACAGAUCUUUUGUAAAUUGUGAGUGAUCUUUUGGUAGUUCUGCCAUAAUGAAUGAAUAGCUUUGAUCAUUUAGCACAUGGGACAUUGUAAAAGCACCGGCAGCUGCAGUGCCUUGAUGCCCAGAAAGAGUUGUGAAGUCACGAUUGCCCAUAUUCGUGACAAAUGACGAUAAAUGAUCUUUCUGCAGUGGACACUUUGAGAGAAAAACUUUUUGCACUUUCAACACACAAUGGCAGUAUGUGUUUCUGAUAAUUGCAAACUUUAACUGACUUGAGUAUGAGAGGAAGGUUCAAAGCUCUUGCAGCACUGAUGGAAGGUUGUAGCAGGAUUUGGGACUAAAAGCUCUGGGUCUUACUGCACUUGAAAACAUAUCAGAAGGGAAAACGAUUAUAUGCGACUAUAAUAAAAUCCGCCUUUUUGUUGAUCCACAUGACAAAAUGCACCCACCCUAAAAACUACUAAAUAGGUCAAACUUAGGGAGAACCAUGUUUCUUAUCUGUCACCCCCUUUCAAGAAAGGCAUCAAUAUUCAAGUGAAUGCAUAAUAUAAUAAGAAAUAUGACUUUGACACAUCAAAUGCUGAUGACAUGCACUAAAAACUAGUUUUUAAAUUAGUCUUUGCAGUCUGGACUGUUUAAAUGGCGCUGUCAUAUCCAUUUACCUAUUUAACUACUGCUAAACUGAUGAAUUUCUUGGGGCCACUGGGUAGUUAGUAUUAGGGUAGUUUAGCUCUUAGGGUUUUCUGUAUGUAGGUUAGAAAUGAUACUGUAGAUGACGUGCUUUAUUUGAUUGUGGUAUGUGCUUAGUGUCUGAGACCCUACAUACAAGGUUCAGAUAGCUUACCAAAAAAAGAGGUGGGGAGCAACAGAGUAGGGAGACAGAAGCAGCUUCAGUGAAUUGCUGAAACAACAUUCAUUUGUUUGUUUGUUUGUUUAAAGGGUACAUGAAUAAAUGCCAUCAACCUCAUUAAAACAAGUAUAAAUACAUAUUGUAAGUUUACAUAAACAACACUCUACCUCCAUUUUUGAACGUAAUUCUCUAAUGAAUCUACUCGGGUGUAUGCGUUUUUCUUUACCAGCUGGGAUGGUGUCUCCUGCUAUCGCUCUGGCCUUCCUUCCCCUCCUGCUGACACUGAUUAUCAGGUACCGCUACUACUUUGUGCUGUUCUAUCGUGCGUUCCUGGUCAGGGCAUGGAGGGAUUGUGUAACUGGUCUGACCCGAGAGGAACGUGCCUACCAGUAUAUUCUCACUCAUGCCACCCCCGGAGACCCAGAUAGUAUUCUGGAUACCUUUGAUGUCUGGUGCAGCAAGGUGGAGUUCAUCAGCAACAUUGGGCCUAAAAAAGGGAAGAUCCUGGACCGGCUGCUGAUGGAGCAGAGUCCUCUGACAGUGCUGGAGCUGGGUUCCCACUGCGGGUACAACACUGUGCGGAUCGCCCGGGCCCUGCCCCUGGGUGCCAGGCUCUACAGUGUCGAGAUGGACCAGAGGAACGCUGCUAUCAGUGAGAAAAUCAUCCGCCUGGCCGGGUUUGACGAUGACACAGUGGAGCUCAUCGUGAACCCAUCUGAUGAGGUGAUCCCUAAGCUGCGGUCUGAUUAUGGUGUGGAAAGGCUUGAUUUUGUCUUCAUGGACCACUGGAAGAAAUGCUACGCACCUGAUCUGCAGAUGCUGGAGGGCUCUGGUCUGCUGGGAAAAGGAUCCAUGAUUGUGGCCGACAACGUGCUGUUCCCUGGGGCUCCAAAAUUCCUCAGACACAUUCGCAAGAGCGGUCUAUAUCAGUGGAAGGUCCACCGGGCCACACUGGAGUACAGCAAAGGCAUCAGGGACGGGAUGGCUGAGCUGGUUUAUCAGGGCAUCAAGUAGAUCAUGCAGACUGGGAUAUCACACACUGUUACACAGAUACACAUUUUUGGAGUGGGAGUUGGUGAAUUGAUGAUGGUAUAGCCCGUGUUAAAACACGUUUUAAAUAGAGAUUAAAGAAAGGUUGCAAAAAAGAUGAUGGUAAAUUCUUCUCUAAAACAUUACUUUCAGCUGUAGCAUCUCAGUGAAAGAAAAAAGAAAUUGUCAUGUAAUCAUUUAGUAACCCCGUGUACGACCACUAGUCUGCCAGGGAUCUUUGUCAUUUGACACCUCCCCCCACCGUCAUUCCCUUCCUUUCAGCUAAAUAACUAAUAAAAACACAAAUAUCACAGAAGAUUCUUCAAAAAUACCAUGUUUAUUUAAACAAAACUGCCAAGUUUGAACAAAAAUUAAAGACCACAAGAGCAAAUUCAUUAAAUAUGUCACACAAAUGAAGCCCAAUGACAUUGUCAUUUUUGGUAAUAAUAAAUGUAUUUACAAGGUUAAUAUUGAAAACUAUUGUAUGUAACCAUUACCUGUUAAAAUAUUUUAAAUGUUACAUUCACUUACAUCAAGUGAAUUUGGGACAUUGGCAACACCCAAAUCAUAAAUUACACCAGAUUACAACUUAUCAGUACUGGACUCUGGAGUUCUUGUAUCUCACUUAACAGUGAAUUACACUUAAUCCAACACACGCCCCUCACUACCAUGUUACAUUUUGUGUUUGUUUUAAAUUAAAUUGUAGAAAAACAUAGUUUUAUCAAAAUGAUUUAAAUUGAUGCAAAUAGUCAAGGCUUCUGUUAAUUUCAGUACAUCUCAGCCACGAUAAGCAAUCCUUUAAGAUAAAAGAGAGACACUGGGCACUGUGUGAGUUCAUAUUUCAAUAAACAUUCUUCAAUGCUAAUGGCUACUUUUACCUCUGACACACCUAAAGAAUAUUAAAAUGUAUUUCAAGAAGAACUGGUGCAUUGUCUGAACAUAACACUAUUUCACAAGCUUUUAUGAAAGUUCUGAUAUCUGUAACAAAAGAUUAGCAGCAUACAUGACACUGCAAUUAAACAGAACUGGACUUUAUGGUGAAGUAUGUGUAAGUCGCCUCCAUAGGUAACAAAUUAUUUCGCUGACUGAACUGUUGUUUGUGCCCUGUCAGCUGUUUGGCGACUCUCUGAGUAGUGUCACAUGACUGAACAUUUGACACGGUCAAAGUUUAAACGAGAGCUCUCUGGGCUUUGGCCCAUGGCUGCCACUGUGUGGGUGUGUCUCCGACUAGUUACAAAACGGCAAGACUGUGUGUGUGUGUGUGUGUGUGUGUGUGUGUGGAGAGGCUUGUGGAAACUUGUGGAAACUCUUUGUUUGGACUGAAUGGUUAAAUGUAUUUGACAGGUUCACACACUGCCACUACAAGAAAAGAAAGAAAAACAGGUGCACAGGCGCGCAAACACACAUCCAUGCGAGUAUUUUAACAAUGUGGACAUGUGCCAGGAAGCAACACUCACAGCGAUGUCCAACAACCUCCCACGCCUUCAAAGCCAACUGCAGCUUGACAUGAGGCGCUCGUGCUGGAUUUACCCAAACUCCCUCUGAAGGAUAUCAUUGUAUAAUCCUUGAUUUUUCUAUAUUCCUUUCCUGUUUAUACAAAUAAAAAAUAUAGAUCUAUGCCCCUGGCUGAAGGGUCAUGUUUAAAUGGGGAGUAGAAAUCCAGUGCAAGACAGCUUCAUGGAGACUAACAUUGUCUUUAAAUCAUCCACUGGUCUUGGUCUUGGUCUGGUCCCUCCAUGU